GGUUUAGGACCGGUCUGGUUUGGUAGGCGCUUUCAUCUCUCCUCUCUUUCCUUUCCUUUCCUUUCCUUUCCUUUCCUUCUCUUCUCUGCAUAUAAACCCCACAAAUCAUUUCUCAUUCCGUAUAACUCAGUGUCUCUCCCAACUGAAUCAAAGCCCAAGCUCAUAUCCAGAGAGACUCUGAUUGCGAAAUUCGCGGAACCUCUUUACCAAUUCGCAAAUCCUCUGUAAUUUCACAACCAUGGAAUCUACUCCGGACAAGCUAUCGCCGUUGGAUUUGAUGACUGCGAUUUUGAAAGGAGUGAAGCUCGACAAUUCCAACGGCUCCGCGGAGGCGGCGCAGCCGGCCGUGGUGGCGAUGCUCAUGGAGAACAAGGAUCUCAUGAUGAUGCUCACCACAUCGCUCGCCGUGCUCCUAGGGUUCGCCGUCUAUCUCAUAUGGCGUCGCGGAGCCGGAUCGGCGAAGAAGGCGGUCGAGCCGCCGAAGCUCGUAGUCCCUAAAUCGCUCUCCGAGGCCGACGAAGAGGAUGACGGCAAGAAGAAGGUCACCAUAUUUUUUGGUACGCAGACUGGUACAGCCGAAGGCUUUGCUAAGGCCCUUGCCGAGGAAGCUAAAGCCAGAUACCCACAGGCCAACUUUAAAGUGGUUGACUUGGAUGAUUAUGCCGCUGAUGAUGAAGAGUAUGAGGAGAAGAUGAAGAAGGAGAAUUUCACAUUCUUUUUCUUGGCAACAUAUGGAGAUGGUGAGCCUACUGACAAUGCUGCUAGGUUUUACAAAUGGUUUUCCGAGGGAAAAGAGGAUGGUGACUCGUUUAAGAAUCUCCAUUAUGGUGUAUUUGGACUUGGAAACAGGCAGUAUGAGCAUUUCAACAAGAUAGCAAUAGUGGUGGAUGAGAUUCUCGCCAAGCAAGGUGCAAAGCGGCUUAUCCCCGUGGGCCUUGGGGAUGACGAUCAAUGCAUUGAAGAUGACUUUUCAGCAUGGCGUGAGAAUGUAUGGCCAGAAUUGGAUAAUUUGCUUUGCGAUGAGGAUGAUGCAACAACUGUUUCAACUCCAUACACUGCUGCAGUUUUGGAGUAUCGUGUUGUGUUCCAUGACCAACCAGAAGGACUGGCCUCGGAGAAUGGCUUAGCCAAUGGCCAUGCCAAUGGCACUGCUUCCUAUGAUGCUCAGCGUCCCUGCAGGGCAAAUGUAGCUGUAAAGAAAGAACUUCAUACUCCUCUAUCUGAUCGUUCUUGCACUCACUUGGAAUUCGACAUAUCUGGCAGUGGAUUGGAGUACGAAACAGGGGAUCAUGUUGGUGUUUACUGUGAAAACAUGAUUGAGACUGUAGAGGAAGCCGAAAGGUUGCUUGGUCUAUCUCCUCAAACAUACUUCUCUAUUCACACUGACAGAGAGGACGGCACACCACUUGGUGGAAGUGCCCUACCACCUCCCUUCCCGCCUUGCACUUUGAGGACAGCACUAAGCCGAUAUGCUGAUCUUUUAAGUGCUCCCAAAAAGUCAGCUUUGAUCGCAUUGGCUGCCUAUGCUUCGGACCCAAGCGAAGCUGAUCGGCUCAAACAUCUUGCUUCCCCUGCUGGGAAGGAUGAAUAUGCACAGUAUGUCGUUACUGGUCAGAGAAGCCUGCUUGAGGUCAUGGCUGAGUUCCCAUCAGUCAAGCCUCCUCUUGGUGUUUUCUUUGCAGGAAUCGCUCCUCGGUUGCAGCCUCGGUUCUAUUCCAUCUCCUCCUCCCCAAAGAUCGCACCUUCAAGAAUUCACGUCACUUGUGCACUGGUGUAUGAGAAAACUCCCACAGGAAGAAUCCACAAGGGUGUCUGCUCAACAUGGAUGAAGAAUGCCGUGCCAUUGGAGGAAAGCCCUGACUGCUCUUCAGCACCGAUUUUUGUUAGGACCUCUAACUUCAGACUACCUGCUGAUCCUAAACUACCAAUUGUCAUGAUUGGCCCCGGAACUGGCUUGGCUCCAUUCAGGGGUUUCCUUCAGGAAAGAUUAGCUCUGAAGGAAUCUGGUGCUGAACUGGGUCCUGCUGUGUUGUUCUUUGGUUGCAGGAACAGCAAAAUGGACUUCAUUUAUGAAGAGGAAUUGUAUAACUUUGUUAAAGCUGGAGUGAUCUCUGAGCUCGUCCUUGCAUUCUCACGCGACGGACCUACCAAGGAAUAUGUUCAACAUAAAAUGGCACAAAAGGCUUCAGAGUUGUGGAAUAUGAUAUCUGAAGGAGGAUAUGUUUAUGUAUGUGGUGAUGCCAAGGGCAUGGCGCGUGAUGUCCAUCGAACUCUCCACACCAUCGUGCAAGAACAGGGUUCUCUGGACAGCUCGAAAACUGAGAGCUUCGUAAAGAAUCUGCAGAUGACAGGAAGAUACUUGCGCGAUGUAUGGUAAUAGUUGCUACGGUGAUUUUGAAUAAAAGUCGGGAGGCUAUUAUACCGAACGACUUUUCACGGGUUGUGACCAAAACUGGCGAAUGAAUUAUCUUGUGAAUUAUAUAGGAGGGUAAUAUGCAAAUAGUUGCCUACCAAAACCCAAGGGAAAUCUCAGUGUUGUAAUCUUGCUUUUUUUGUCAUUCUUUAUUAAGGAAUUUUUUUGUUCGGCUUGCUUCGAAAUAUAAAUAUAUAUAUUAUAUACACAUAUUUACUGAAUUUUAUGUUAGUAGACGAGUUAGGGAAAGACCCAUUGUAAUCUGAAUCAACCGAGAAAUAUGGUUCUUCCUACACAUGUUCAUUUUGCACC
Salvia splendens (bonfire salvia) is the source of this 2725-nucleotide messenger RNA. Its product is annotated as NADPH--cytochrome P450 reductase. The transcript is spliced from 18 exons. The record is from RefSeq and is a predicted model, not a curated record. The coding region runs from base 239 to 2377 and encodes 712 amino acids. Gene Ontology annotation, molecular function: NADPH-hemoprotein reductase activity; flavin adenine dinucleotide binding; FMN binding. Lineage: Eukaryota; Viridiplantae; Streptophyta; Magnoliopsida; Lamiales; Lamiaceae. Gene Ontology annotation, cellular component: cytosol.